Chara braunii is the source of this 1504-nucleotide messenger RNA. Lineage: Eukaryota; Viridiplantae; Streptophyta; Charophyceae; Charales; Characeae. The record is from the annotation of a GenBank genome assembly.
GUAGUAUUGGAGAGAGAGAGGUGGUUGGCGGAGGCCAGGGAGACUUACCUGUGGAGCCAUAGCUCCAGCUUCGUCUUCGAUGUACCUGCAACAAGGCGCCACCUUCACAGCUAGGUCGUUUGGCCCCCUCUUAUUUCAUAUUAUUUCUUUUUCUUUUUUUUCUUUUUGUUCCUCGUCUCUCGGGUUUGUUAUUCUAUAUAUAUAUUUGCAUCUUUUUGGCUUGGGUAUCGCAGGGAUCUUCUUCAAUCUUCUUCAAUCAUCUCAUUGAGUCAUUGACUAAUGUCUCGCCCUCCUUCCUUUUCUUUCAUGUUUUUCAUGUGUGUGUCCUUCUUUUGUACCUGGAUUACCAAUGUGGUGAGGGAAUCCUACAAUGGGUAUGCCAUUGAACUCCUCCAUGGAAUGUUUCCAGGAUUUCGGUGAAGAUACGUUCAGGACGCUUGCUGCUGCUGACAAUGCAGUUAUGCUGAUAGAUGCGGGAAAGGGGCUCGAACCCCAAACCAGGAAACUCUUUGAGUUUGGGGGGAGGGGGAGGGAGGGGGGCGAAGGGGACGAGCGGUGGGGGGCGGUGGGGGCGGUGGGGCUGGGGAGAGAGAGGGAGAUAAAUAACAGGUUCAUGGGUGUUUACGACCGUCUGAGCGGCAAAGUGCAUUUGUUUGAGAGAGACCGGAAGCAUGGAAGCAAGGAGGCUACUGUGAAGAUAUUACCAUUGGAGGACCCUUCCUUACCCACGCUAAUGGAUGCGGAUCUGUAUGCACGUCUUCGGGAUGAUAUUGAAUUGCUGGAGGAGCUGGCGCCUCCUUUGAAUCUCGAGGAUGUCCAUUCAGGGAAUCUCUCUCUUGUCUUCUUUGGGAGUGCGAUGAACAACUUUGGGGUUGAGCUUUUUCUGGAGGCAUUUCUGAACCAUGGAUUGUCCCCAGGUGUACACGACAGCGAUUGUGGCGAUGUUGCACCUGACUACCCACACUUUACGGGCUUUGUCUUCAAGUUGCAAGCAAACAUGGAUCCGAAGCAUCGCGACAAGGUUGCCUUCUUAAGAGUUUGCUCAGGGCAGUUUCUGAAGGGAAUGAAGGUGCACAUCAGCCGAACGAACAAGACGAUUGCCUUGACGAGGCCGCAGAAGCUAUUUGCUCAAGAUAGAACAACAAUGGAAACGGGUUUCGCAGGAGAUGACCACAUUUACGAACAAGGAGAGGGAGCAAGAGGAGGAGCGAAGGAGGAGGACACAGAAGAGGAGGAGGCAGAGGAGGAGGAGGAGGAGGAGGAGGAGGAGGAGGAGGAGGAGGAGGAUGUGAUAAUAAUAAUACUGAGAGGAGGAGGGGGUGAUCAUAAUAAUACUGUAAACGACAAUUACACCAACAACACCAACAACUGUACUAGACUACUAGCACCACCACUCUUAAAGCAGAAGAAAUUGUGAGUUGCAGAUUGAUGCUGAUGACUAAGGUACAAGGAGGAAGAAGAAGAGGCGGAGGAGGAAGACGAAGAACAAAAACAACAGCAAAAC